AUGCACAAGACUCCGUUCGAGAUCGUCCACAACUCCAAGCCAAGUGUUAAGCACAUGCAGGUGUUCGGUUGUCAGGUUUGCAUACUGACACCGAAGGAGAAGCGGCCCAAGUGGGACCCCAAGGCUCGCACUGGGAUAUUCUUGGGCUACGAAGAAGCAUCCAAAGCGUAUCGCGUUUAUGACAUCGAGGCGGGGCAGGUGUUCAUCAGCCGCGAUGUCAACUUUGACGAGUCCGCCUUUGGACUUUCGCCGCCUACCACCGCUGAAGACGCCGAUGACCUUGACUUCAACUCCCUCGAUCUGGAUGAUGAAGCGCCAGCUCCACCCACGCGCACAGUGCGUCAACGGCCUGGACUGGAAGAAUCAAGUGCGCCAGACAACCACACGACCCACCAAGAAGAAUAUGAAGAAACAAAGAAUGCUGAUGCAUCGACUCCGCCUGUGUUUUGGCGUGCGAGUGCGAACGCCAUCGAAACAGCAGUGGACUUAUCCGAGCCAUCGACUUUUAAAGAUGCGGUGAGCGUUCCUGAUCAAGCGCAUUGGCGCGAAGCUAUCCGUGCGGAACUUGAGUCAGUGCGACUUCGUGAAGUAUUCCGCGCAGCCAAGCUACCUAAAGGACAUUGCUCCAUUGGCACGAAGUGGGUCUUCAAGAUCAAGCGCAAAGCGGACGGAUCAAUUGACAAGUACAAGGCGCGUCUUGUGGCAAAGGGUUUCAAGCAACAAUACGGGAUGGACUACACGGAAACAUUCUCGCCCGUCGCCAAGUACGUGACGCCGCGCAUGGUGAUUGCAGUCGCCAAUUAUUUCGGAUGGACCAUCGACCAACUCGACGUGGUGACGGCGUUCCUGCAUGGUGUCAUGAAGGAACAAGUGUUCUGCGUCAUCCCUGAAGGCGUAGAAUUGGAGGGCUCCUUCGAUUGUCUGGAGUUGGUGAAGGCAAUCUACGUAUUAAAGCAAGCGUCGCGCGUAUGGGACGAAACGUUCGACGAGUUCGUGUGUGCUAUUGGAUUUCAAGCGUCAAGCCUCGACCCGUGUCUCUACAUAAGGAUUGUGGAAGGGCAAUGCGUGCUACUGCUGGUGUAUGUGGAUGACAUGUUGAUCACCGGUAGUUCAUGCGAGCUAAUUGCACGUAACAAGACCGACCUGAAGACACAAUUCGAGAUGACUGACAGCGGCAAGUGUGCAUUCGUGCUUGAAAUCGAUCUUUUGGACGGCGCAGAUGGAAGCGUGACACUAUGUCAGCGUCGAUCUGUAGAUGAAAUACUCAAGCGCUUUGGCAUGGAUGAUUGCAAGGCCGUCGCAAGUCCAGUCGACAUGAGCUCUCGACUUGUUUCAAGUGGUGAAGUCACCAAGGUCGAUGCUCCUUUUCGCGAAGCUGUUGAUGCGUUGAUGCACCUGACCACUGCAACGCGCCCGGAUAUUGCGUUCGCCGUGGGAUGUGUGUCGCGAUUCAUGGAGAACCCUCAAGAAGAACACUGGGUUGCGGUCAAGCGCAUCUUCCGCUACCUACAAGGCACUAAGAUGCACGGAUCUGCUACAAGUCAGAUGCAAAGAUCGACUUUCGUGGCUACUCGGAUGCAGACUGGGCCGGUGACCUCGAUGAUCGUAAGUCGACGUCUGGUUACGUAUUCAUGCUGUUGGGUGCGCCAGUGA
Peronospora matthiolae is the source of this 1653-nucleotide messenger RNA. The record is from the annotation of a GenBank genome assembly. Lineage: Eukaryota; Oomycota; Peronosporomycetes; Peronosporales; Peronosporaceae.